Molecule: messenger RNA, 795 nt
Organism: Papaver somniferum (opium poppy)
Lineage: Eukaryota; Viridiplantae; Streptophyta; Magnoliopsida; Ranunculales; Papaveraceae
Product: thymocyte nuclear protein 1-like
Exons: 1
Coding region: 51-536 (161 amino acids)
Cellular component (GO): nucleus
Source: RefSeq, a predicted model, not a curated record
UCCUGAGCAGCUUAAAAAUUAAAUCAAUAUACCCAAAUACCAAACCAGAGAUGAGUGAAGGAGAAGAAGAAAAGCAGUACUGGUUGCUGAAAACAGAACCAGGAGAAUGGUCAUGGGAAGAUCAAAGAGCAAACGAAGGAAGAUCAAAAUGGGAUGGAGUGAAAAAUAAACAAGCACAAAAGUAUAUGAAAUCGAUGAAACUAGGUGAUUUAUGUUUCUUUUAUCAUUCAGGUAAUAAAUCCCGUAGAAUCGUUGGUGUUGUAUCUGUAAUCAAAGAAUGGUAUUUUACUGAUGAUGAUGAAAAGGAAGGAGCUGUAGAUGUUAAAGAAGUUGGUGAGAUGAAUAGACCUGUUGAUUUAAAAGAGAUGAAAGGUGAAGAUGGAUUGAAAGGGUUUGUGUUGUUUAAGCAACCCAGGUUAUCUGUUGUUCCUGUUCCUGAUAAUAUUUGGGAUAAACUUUGUGAAAUUGGGGGUGGGUUCAACAAGGAAGAGGAAGAAGAUGAAGAGGGAGAAGAUUCAAAAGAAGCUUCUGUGUAGAUAAGUAAGAUGAUUAGAUAAUCUUUGGAUAUUUUGGGUUUUAUUUUAUGUCAUAUUUGGGGAUCUGAUUAUCUUGAAAACAUAUCCGAUUUCUCCCAAUUUCUUGAUUGUUAUUUCUUAAUUUACAACUAGUACUAAUUCCUGGUUGUUAGUAAGGUUUGUUUGGACAUAGGGUCUGGAUAAACACUCGCAAUUGAUUCAAGAAAACAAAAGCAGCACCUGUUCCAAAGUGUAAGCUCCAUUACGGAGGCCAAAAGCA